Messenger RNA from Lucilia sericata (common green bottle fly), 1755 nucleotides. RefSeq names its product MOXD1 homolog 2-like. The annotation marks the transcript as partial. The transcript has 9 exons. Gene Ontology annotation, cellular component: secretory granule membrane. The record is from RefSeq and is a predicted model, not a curated record. Lineage: Eukaryota; Metazoa; Arthropoda; Insecta; Diptera; Calliphoridae. Gene Ontology annotation, molecular function: dopamine beta-monooxygenase activity; copper ion binding. Gene Ontology annotation, biological process: norepinephrine biosynthetic process; dopamine catabolic process; octopamine biosynthetic process.
GAUCGUUAUGUUGACGAAUCUGGUUCAGCAGAACCACAAAUAGACCCCUCUCAAGACUAUAUACUAAUUAAGGGUUAUGAAAACGGCACUCACACGGUAUUGAGAUUUCGCAGAAAACUUGAUACUUGUGAUAAUAAACAUGAUAUUGCAAUAAAUAAUAAUACAAUGCGCAUAAUGUUCAUGUACUAUGAUGAAGAUCCACCAAGGGGAUCUGUUACGCCAACAGCAUUGCCAAAUCCAGAGGAAGCUUGGCGUCCUUAUAGAUCUCUGUUGCUGCUACAAAAAUCCCCUUUGGACUUAUCAUUUUCUGAUGGAUCUGCAAGAAUUUUGGAGCUCCGAAAUCAGGAAGUUGAAUUGCCAUACGGCGAUGACUCUCAAUUUUGGUGUAAAAUGUUUAAAUUAGACAAAUUGGAAAGGAAACAUCAUAUAAUUAAAUAUGAACCGAUUUUUGAUUCCUCAUGGAGUUAUCACUAUUUGCAACAAAUGACGUUGUAUGAAUGUCAGGGGAAUAGUGUAGAUCUAGAACAACUAUCACGUGGUGCCGGACAAAUGUGUUUGGGUGUUAAAAGUUUGCACGUGGCAUGCAAUGCUAUUGUUGCCUCAUGGACAAGGGGUUCAGAGGGAUUCGUAUUUCCACCAGAGGCUGGAUUUCCUUUGGAAUCUAAACAUAAUAAAUACUAUAUGAUGGAAACCCAUUACAGCAAUCUAAAUGCCGAAUUUGAGCCAUACCAAGCACGUCGUAUGACCGAUAGUUCAGGUUUGAAAAUUAUAUUCACUCCGGAUUUGAGACCGCAUGAUGCAGGUGUACUAUCAAUUGGUAUGGAUCCCAAUUGGCGUCAUAUCAUUCCACCAGGUCAGGAGCGUGUUAUUUCGCAGGGUCACUGCAUGGAAGAUUGUACUGGAUCGGCUUUCCCGCCCCAGGGCAUAAAUAUUUUUGCAGUAAUGAUGCGCACUCAUCAAAUUGGCAAGGAAGUCAAAUUACGUCAGAUUCGACAAAGUGAAGAACUCUUUCCCAUUGCUCACGACAGCAACGUAGAUUCAAGCUAUCAAGACUUUCGCCGUCUUUCUCAUCCUGUGCGCUCAUUGCCUGGCGAUAGAUUGGUUGCGGAGUGCAUUUAUGAUAGUUCGUCACGAAAGGCAAUUACACUAGGUGGACUUACUAUGAAAGAGGAAUCGUGCACAGUGUUAACUCUGUAUUAUCCUCGCCAAAAGAGCCUGACAACAUGCCAUUCACUGCCGAGUUUACCAACUGUAUUGCAUUCUCUGGGCAUUGAACAGUUGGCCAUGAAUUCCAAUCCAGUUGUUAUAGAGUCACCACCUGAAUUAGCCGGUAUGACAUUAGAGACUCGUCUCUUGUCAUACGAUUGGGAAAAUCAAUUUGACAAAUUUCAGGAAGCAACUUUGCUUGGAACUUUUAAGCCAAUUUGUAGUGGAGCUCAUAAUCAAAUUUUACCAAUAUCUGAACACUUGAUAGGCUACAAUAAGAAUAUUAGCAAGACGUACAAGGAACCAAGACGAUGUAAACCAAAGCGGCUAUUUGUCACCGAAACGAUUCCUCAACUCGAAUUACCUGUUUUGCGCGAUUUUGAAAAUAAUCACAUUAGCGAAGCAUCAGUACGCAGCAGCCGCAGUUCGUUCAUUGAAACGUUAGCGUUAAGUGGUUCUGAGUCUUCAUCUUCCAGACAACAUGUUAACUGGCACAGUAUACAUUUGGCAUGUCUGUUCUCACUGACGAUUUUAUGGUUCGCCAGAUGA